This is a messenger RNA of Carcharodon carcharias (great white shark), 3376 nucleotides long. RefSeq names its product DEAD (Asp-Glu-Ala-Asp) box helicase 42 (gene ddx42). Gene Ontology annotation, molecular function: nucleic acid binding; ATP binding; RNA helicase activity. The record is from RefSeq and is a predicted model, not a curated record. The coding region runs from base 198 to 3071 and encodes 957 amino acids. NCBI's taxonomy places the organism in Eukaryota, Metazoa, Chordata, Chondrichthyes, Lamniformes, Lamnidae. The transcript has 19 exons.
UGCUCGAGACUUUUCUCUUUUUGCUCGGGGGGCUGGAGCUGGUGGAGAGACCGGGGAUCGGGAUCGGGAGAGACCGGGGAUCGGGGCCUGGCGGAGACGCGGUGAGAAAGAGUGAGGACAAGCGCCGCGCUGAGGAAUAUCAACGCCGUGUGUUUAUCGUCCCUCAAGUAGACUGGGGCCUGCUGCUGAGCUAAAGAAUGAAUUGGAAUAAGGGAGGCAGUGGAGCAAAGAGAGGAUUUGGUUUUGGUGGUUUUGCCAUUACGCCUGGGAAGAAAGAAGAACCAAAGCUCCCGAAGGCAGCACACUCUGUAUUCGGUCCGCUGGGUCCAUCAGGAGGUUAUGGAAAAACACAGCCUGCUCAAACACCCUGUUUCUAUAAAGUGGGCUCUAAACGGCCAAACUUCGAUGAAGAAAAUGCGUAUUUUGAAGAUGAUGAUGAAGAUGACAGUUCAGCAAACGUCGACUUGCCUUACAUCCCUGCAGAAAAUUCUCCAACCAGGCAACAAUUCGCUUCUAAGGCUGAUGACUCUGAAGACAGUGAGGAAGAUCCAUUGGAUGCAUACAUGGCAGAAGUGGAGGACCAGGCAGCAAAAGAUAUAAGAAGACUUGAUGAAAAGGAGUUUGAGAAGAAAAAUGCGAAGGGUAUAAGGGAUGACAUUGAAGAGGAAGAUGACCAUGAAGCCUAUUUUCGGUACAUGGCUGAAAAUCCUAAUGCUGGUGUGAUUCAAGAGGAGGAGGAUGAUAUUGAAUAUGACAGUGACGGUAAUCCCAUACCUCCACAAAAGAAAGUGAUUGAUCCAUUGCCUCCUAUUGACCACUCGGAGAUCGAGUACCAGCCAUUUGAGAAGAAUUUCUACAUUGAACACGAAGACUUGGUGAAACUUUCACUCAUACCAUUAGCUGAACUCCGGCAGAAACUGAACUUGAGAGUCUCUGGUGCUGACCCUCCAAAACCUUGCAGUAGUUUUGCUCACUUCGGCUUUGAUGAGCAGCUGAUGCACCAGAUCCGAAAGUCUGAAUACACACAGCCAACGCCAAUACAGUGUCAGGGCGUCCCCAUUGCGCUGAGUGGGAGAGACAUGAUCGGCAUUGCCAAAACUGGGAGUGGUAAAACUGCAGCCUUUAUCUGGCCAAUGCUGAUUCACAUCAUGGAUCAAAAGGAGCUGGAGCCAGGGGAUGGGCCUAUUGGUGUGAUUGUUUGCCCAACCAGAGAACUCUGUCAGCAGAUUCAUUCUGAGUGUCGGAAGUUUGGAAAAGCCUACAACCUGAGGUCAGUGGCCGUUUAUGGCGGAGGCAGCAUGUGGGAACAGGCAAAGGCUCUACAAGAAGGGGCAGAAAUCGUUGUUUGCACACCGGGUCGGUUGAUAGAUCAUGUGAAAAAGAAAGCCACCAAUCUCCAGAGAGUGACCUACUUGGUGUUUGAUGAAGCUGACAGAAUGUUUGACAUGGGCUUUGAAUAUCAGGUCCGAUCGUUAGCAAAUCAUGUCCGUCCAGACAGACAGACUCUGCUAUUUAGUGCUACUUUCCGGAAGAAGAUCGAGAGGCUGGCUCGAGACAUUCUCAUUGACCCUAUUCGAGUUGUACAAGGUGACAUAGGAGAGGCAAAUGAGGAUAUUACUCAGAUUGUGGAGAUUCUCAUGGCUGGUCCUGACAAGUGGAACUGGCUCACAAGGAGGCUGGUAGAGUUGACAUCUAGAGGUAGUGUCCUGAUCUUUGUGACCAAGAAAGCUAACAGCGAUGAACUUGCUGCCAAUCUAAAUCAGGAAGGUUACACUGUUGGUCUGUUGCACGGCGAUAUGGAUCAAAGCGAAAGAAACAAAGUCAUCUCUGACUUCAAGAAGAAGUCAAUUCCUGUUCUCGUGGCUACAGAUGUAGCAGCUCGUGGUUUGGAUAUUCCAUCCAUUAAAACGGUGAUCAAUUAUGAUGUGGCUCGUGAUAUUGAUACACACACUCACAGGAUUGGUCGUACUGGCAGAGCAGGAGAGAAAGGUGUGGCCUAUACAUUGAUGACCAACAAAGACAGCAAUUUCGCUGGGGAUCUCGUUCGCAAUUUGGAAGGGGCCAACCAGUAUGUUUCCAAAGAACUGUUGGAUCUGGCUAUGCAGAACCCAUGGUUUCGAAAAUCUCGUUACAAAGCUGGGAAAGGGAAGAGAAUGAAUAUCGGAGGAGGAGGACUAGGCUACAGAGAACGUCCAGGGCUGGGCUCAGACAUCUCAGACAAAACACCUGGCAAUGUGCUGUCUAAUUAUGAAGCAUACAAACCAUCCACAGGAGCAAUGGGAGACAGAAUGUCAGCUAUGAAAGCAGCAUUCCAGUCACAAUACAAAUCACACUUUGUUGCAGCCACUGGUAGUGCUCCUAAGAUCACAGGCUCUGCUGCUGGUACCAGCAACUGGACUAGUGCUGGGAGUCUCAGCAUUAUCCCUACCUGUCCUCUGGGCAACCCAAUCACCAACCAGCCCCCAGCCCCCAGCAGUAACAGUGGAGGUAGUGGACGGAAUAAAGACAGCAGCAGUCGUCCUGCUGAGAUCAAGGUCAGUCGUCUUGUUGAUGGCGGCUCUAGCCGUUUUGAAGGCAGCAGUCGCCAUAGUGACAACUUCAGCCGUCAUAGCGACAGUGGCAGCCGCCACAGUGACAGCAGCAGUCGUCAUGGUGAUUCCAGCAGCCGCCAUUCUGUUAGCAAGUACAAUGAUCGCGGAGGUGACAGGCACAGUGACCGGGGCAGUGAGAGGCAUAGUGACCGGGGUGGUGAUCGGAACAGCGAAAGGCACGUUGACCGCAGUGACAGCCGGCAUGGUGACCGGCGCAGUGACAGCCGGCACGGCGAUAGGCACAGCGAAAGUCGAAGUAGUGACAGCCGGCACAGUGAGGCCAGAAGUGGCAGCCAAAACCGGAGUGGUGGGGAGAGCGGGAGUGUGAACGAGACCGGGAGCAGUGGGGAGAACAGGAGCACCAACGAGAGCAGGAAUGGAGACAGCAGAAGUAGUAAUCGGACCAGUUCCGCUGAGAAUGACGGCUUUGCUGUGCCAGAACCACCUCCCAGAAAGAAGAGGAGCAGAUGGGACAAUUAAACCCCAGCAUUUGUGUUCCACAUGUUCUCUUGCAGACACAAAGAUGCUUACACUUUGAAUCUCUGUUAGAAACUACAAUGCAUAGUUUUAUCUGCAUAACCAUCGAUACAAAAAAGGGACACUACAAAAUGGAUUUUUAUUUAGAGUAGUGAACUAUGUAUCUUGUAUGUUAGUGCUGGUCUUUGAAAUGGAAAGUGGUCAUUGGGAGUUUUUCAAAUUGUCAAAUACUUUCAAUAUAUAUCUGUUUCACUUGUUUUGCCUUUGCUCUGCUCUCUUUGUGAAACAGUAAAGUCAUCUCAAAUGUU